Cyprinus carpio (common carp) is the source of this 874-nucleotide messenger RNA. RefSeq names its product protein Z-dependent protease inhibitor-like. The transcript has 2 exons. The coding region runs from base 1 to 594 and encodes 197 amino acids. NCBI's taxonomy places the organism in Eukaryota, Metazoa, Chordata, Actinopteri, Cypriniformes, Cyprinidae. The record is from RefSeq and is a predicted model, not a curated record.
AUGUUUACUGCUUUUAGUACUUAUGGAAAUCCUUUAGUAAAGAACAGAGGGAAGAAUGAUGAAUUGCAGUUAAGGGUGCUGUUCACCCUCGUUUAUUCCUCUGGUUUUCUGUGCAUCCUUAAAAGUCAAGAGCCCAAAACUCCCGAUGUCAUGGAUCUGGCCUUCAAAAAUAUUGACUUUGCCAUGAACCUCUAUUGCAAGAUAUCAAGCUAUCAUGACAAAAACUUAAUCUUCUCGCCACUGAGUGUUUCCAUGUCUUUCGCCAUGCUCUUACUGGCCGCCAAGGGCUCGACACACAGUCAGAUCGAGAAGGGACUGAAUCUGGACUCUCUGGACGGGACUGGAGAUGCCACGCUCAUCCCACAGCUCUUUGAGCAGCUGCAGAAGAACAUCACGCAGAACAUAAAACUGCACAUGGAGCAGGGCACGGCACUCUUCGUAGACGAGCACUUCAACGCAAAGAGAGCCUUCAGUGAUCAGAUCAAGACGUUCUUCGGUGCUGAUGUGAACAAUGUGGAUUUCAACAAGACAGAACUCGGCAAGAGCACCCACCAUCAACGAGUAUUUGAGCAGAAAGACAGGUGGAAAAGUUGAAACUAAAUGGUGCCGAGCAUCAAGCCGCUGACGCAGAUGAUUCUCCUCAACACCAUUUUCUUUCAGGGUGAGUUUCUAUUAGGCCUGGGAAAAUAAAUCCAUGCAUCGCGAAACGAGAAAUGAUUCAGCAUCGAUUCUGAGAUUUUCCGAAUGCAUGGCAAUUCUUUCUUGAGUUGAUUCUGAGCUUAGUUGUGAACAGCAGAUGGCACUGCAUGCUUUAAAAACAGAUGUACUCUGCUUGUUUCCAAAUCCUUACACACACUUCAACCUAAAAUAAUCA